CAAUACUAUGGUAAAAUUUUCAUUGGUAAGCCACUUCAGGAAUUUAAAGUCAUUUUUGACUCUAGUUCGGCUGAUUUAUGGAUACCGUCGUAUUAUGCAAGAACCAUGCAGUAUGCAGUAAAGAGACACACUAAAUAUAAUUGCGCCAAAUCGAGCACUUAUGUGCCUAAUGGUAAGUCCUGGAGUAUUCAAUUCAUUGGUAACGAUUUCAGUAGUCUUCAAAGUGAAGAUACUGUUACUGUAAGUUUGAAUCAUGUUAAUACUAGUAUUAAAUUGGUUUCUGUGAAGCAACUCUAA
Messenger RNA from Trichoplax adhaerens, 297 nucleotides. RefSeq lists its product as uncharacterized. Gene Ontology annotation, biological process: proteolysis. Gene Ontology annotation, molecular function: aspartic-type endopeptidase activity. The record is from RefSeq and is a predicted model, not a curated record. The transcript is spliced from 2 exons. The annotation marks the transcript as partial. Lineage: Eukaryota; Metazoa; Placozoa; Uniplacotomia; Trichoplacea; Trichoplacidae.